Molecule: messenger RNA, 2150 nt
Organism: Pichia membranifaciens NRRL Y-2026
Lineage: Eukaryota; Fungi; Ascomycota; Pichiomycetes; Pichiales; Pichiaceae
Exons: 1
Coding region: 65-2026 (653 amino acids)
Biological process (GO): maturation of SSU-rRNA from tricistronic rRNA transcript (SSU-rRNA, 5.8S rRNA, LSU-rRNA)
Cellular component (GO): nucleolus
Molecular function (GO): protein binding
Source: RefSeq, a predicted model, not a curated record
AGUCGGAGAAGAAGAAUCCAGCUGCCGAUCAAGGGAAAAGACAAACUAUACGUCACAGGAACCUAUGGCAUCGAACUCGUUGAUUACGUCUGAGUUUUCAGGCGUCCCAGUCACGGGGAUUGCUUUCACAAACAUUUCCCUCGACAAACCGGUGUUGAAGUACCAACCUCUGAGCAACACUUCGUCGGAAACGGUUACUCCUCUACCAUUGGACGCAACUUCAAGACCGUCUACGAUAAAUUGGAUUGACGAGACUUACUUUGUCGUCUUGUACGACAACAAGCCAUAUUUCGAACUCAUGAAUUCGAACGACAUAUCGAGGAUCGACCAGCACGUCGACUUGGUCAUCUCGUCGCAACCAGCGUCUUGUUCAUGUUCAACUUAUGACGCCAAAAGAAAAGUGUUGUACCUUCUUGACACUUCGAAUAGACUAUAUACCUACUCUUUCGACAGCACUUCUGACUCUGUACUAGAAGAAACAUCCAACUUUGUGGUAACAGAGUUGACCGAGUCAAUCUCCAAGAUCGCAUUACAUCCUAGUGACGAUGACAAAUUAUUGCUUCUUUCCAACACAUUGUAUGAGUUCAACCUCGAAUCUAAACAGCUUGAAAGAUCCAUCAACUUGUUCGUGGAGAAGGUGAACUGCUACGAUGUCAUUGAUAAUACAAUAAUAGUAUCCUCCAACAAUGAUAGAUUCAUUAACCUGAUUGACUUAAUCCAAUUCAAGGUGCAAAAGAUUUUUGUUAUGAAUGCCCCUAUUGUCAAAUUCGUAAUAAACAAGUACAAAAACAAAAGUAUUUUGGCUGCUAUUGACCAGGAUGGGUUUGUCGAAGUUUUCAAGGAGCCCCUUGCUGCUGCACAAAACACAGAGUCAUCGAUGACUCCAAACUCGAAAAGAAGAAGAAGAAACGCAAACAAGAUGGUUGCCAGUGUUCAACCUACGUCCACAAUCAAGCUAGUCAAUGACCAAAAGUCCUUCAGUAAGAUUGACAAUAUCAUAUUUGACCACGAUCAGUUGACCAUAGCAUAUUUACAGAAUGAAAUAUAUUUCAUUACUGAUAAGUUCAACUGGUUUAUAAAUAAGUUUGAUGAAGCGGAAAUCACGGUUCUCAGGAAGAAAGGAUCUUUGGACAGCUUGAAACUCAGAACAGAAGACAAGGCGUCGCUAAAAACUUAUAACGAGAACAAUCAAGUUACUAUCCGUACCGGUGACAACUUCAUCGACCUUGAUCCCGUUGUAGAUCAAGAGGAGACUGGAAAGGGAGAUGACGACGAAGAAGAUGAAGAAGACAAUGGCGACGACUUCAGCACCCUUGUUUCAAGGUUAGAUAAAAGCACCAGCGACUUGGGCACGAAGCUGCCUUCCUUGUUGAGAAACGGGACUAAGCAUAAUGAGUCGAACAAAUUCCGCUUCAAGGUUGGUACCCUUACGACAAAUCUUUCCCAAGCAUUGCGAAAUAACGAUAACGCCAUGUUCGACGUCAUAAUCAACAACACCACAGAAGAAAACGUUGUCAGAUCAACUGUCUCGCAACUCGAGCAACAUUUUGUUUUGAAGAUGCUAGAUAAACUGGCUGAGCUCGUAUACAAGAACAGGUUCAAAAAUACCACCGAGGGAGCAGAGUACGGAAUGGGUAAUUCCAGUAUUGGAUUGACUACAUGGAUACGAUAUGUCUUAAUUUACCACGGUACCUAUCUUAUUGGAGCAGCAGGUGGUAACGGUGACUUGCGCCGCAGGCUAGGCUUGUUGGGCAUGAGUUUGGAGAGAAGAGCAAGUAACAUGAACAGACUUUUGGAGUUGAAAGGCCGUCUAUCUAUGGUUACAGUGAAAGUGGCUGUCACCAGAGAACUUGAGAACCUCGGGACCAACGGCCAACCUGAGUACGAUGAGGACGACGUGGAGUACAUCGAAGACGAAGAGGAUGCCCUUACGGAAAACGACAGCUCCGAAGACGAACAUGUCGAAGAUGAAGGAAUAGAAGAUGACGAUGACGACGGUGACGACGACGACGAUGUAGAAGACUAGAAUUAAUUAAUUGGUAAAUACCAGUAUAAACAAUCAGCAUGCCCCGGCAGUGGUCUUCCACUAUCCAUCUGUGAUUAUGCGAUCUUGUGCAGGGCUGUCUUGUAUUAUAAUCUUUCAAAAACGC